CCAGCAAUUCUUGAACAUUAUUACUUUAAAUCAGGCGUUUCUCAUAAAAACUACAAUACCCAGAAUCCUAUGCGUGACUUUCACUUCCGGGGUCGGUGACCACCAGCAGCCUGGCAGCAGGAGAACAGUUAGGUUAACGUUUGUGUGGAUGUAGUGUCUGUGGAGCGCUGUGAUGCCCCUGGAGGUCAAAUGGCCGUUCCCACAAUGCCCUGCUUUGGCAUGGAGGAUCUCCAGCACACUGAUCAUGGGGAUGGUGGGCUCCUAUUCCUACUUCUGGACCAAGUACAUGAACUGCUUGACGGUCCACAACCAUGAGGUUUUGUUGGACCUGAUUGACCAGAGGCCCUCUGACACGCCCCUCAUCACUCUGUCCAAUCACCAGUCUUGUAUGGAUGACCCACAUAUCUGGGGUGUUCUGAAGUUCAGACAGUUGUGGACCUUCAACAAGAUGCGCUGGACUCCAGCAGCUUCUGACAUCUGUUUCACAAAAGAGCUGCACUCACGAUUCUUCAGCCGUGGAAAGUGUGUUCCCGUCUGCAGAGGCGAUGGUGUUUACCAGAAAGGCAUGGACUUUAUAGUGGAGAAAUUGAACAGAGGAGAAUGGGUGCACAUUUUUCCUGAAGGCAAAGUCAACAUGACUGAAGAAUUUAUACGGUUAAAGUGGGGUGUGGGUCGGCUAAUAGCAGAGUGUUCCCUUAAUCCGAUUAUCCUGCCGCUCUGGCAUGUGGGUUUGAGUGAUGUUCUGCCGAAUGAGAAGCCCUACGUUCUUCAGACUGGCAAGAAAAUCACAGUCCUGGUGGGGAAACCGUUCAGUGUGAAAGACCUUGUUGAAUCCCUCCGAGCUGAAAACAAGAGCCAGAUGGAAAUGAGGAAGACGCUGACUGAUUUCAUCCAGGGGGAGUUCCGGAGCCUGAAAGGCCAGGCCGAGGCCCUCCAUGGGCAGAUCCAGACCAAAUCCUGAGCCCGGCCGUCCUGCCCGCUACUCCUCACAGCCAAUUACACUGGUCAUCCUUUACUCAAUACUGAGGGUAAUCCCUUUACUACUGGAAGUCCACCGACACACAGGGCUGUAUUAUGCUGUCUACUCCCUUCCCUUUCUCUACACACCUCCACACUGGGAUGUCAUCACAAGCUUCUGAAUGUUUUGGGGUUUUUUUAAGUGGUGUUGUGGGAUCAUUUUCAUUACCGGAGGAAAAAACUGAGGGUCAUUUCCAUCAAUGCUGAUGCAUGAAGCACUGUUAGUGUUACUUAUUUCAUUUUAGCUGCACAGCUGUGUUUCAUCCCACUGUACAGUCUUCAUUGGAUGAUUCCACGCCUCACGAUUUGCAUUCAAUGCCGCCCCUCUCUCUCUCUCUCUCUCUCUCUCUCUUUCUCUUUCUCUUUCUCUUUCUCUUUCUCUUUCUCUUUCUCUUUCUCUCUCUCUCUCUCUCUCUCUCUCUCUCUCUCUCUCUCUCGCGUCACCACUCACUCCCCAAAAAUACUCAUUGAGCAGCUAACUUUAUCAGAAAUACAAGAAAAGAGAAACCGGUGCAUCUGUUUACAGCACAGCCAAAUAAACUCAGGUUGUUUUAAUAAAGAAAUCCUUGCUAUGAGCAACAGGCAUCUGAUUUCACGCUGCACACGGCACAUGUAGUUUUCCACUCAGCAGCAGGACACAGCUCCACAGCUGCUCCUUCUGCUUCCAAUACUCCUGUAAUAUUUAAAACCAUCCCAAAAUGACUGUUGUUUUGUUUUGUAGACACAUUUGUGAUGAUUUCUGUCCGCGCCAAUCAUCGUGUUUCCUUUGGCUGCUUCACAAUAAGAGCCACUUUGUGUUUCACCAGUUGAACGCUUUUAAUAUGAAGCAACAGCAGUAGGAAAUGUUAGGUUGGCAUUAAUCCAGCUGCUGUAGUAGAGUGAACAGUGAAGAGUGAGGCUGAUAUCAAUGAGAUAAAAGUAAAACGGUAACACUGGAUUAUAUGCUGCAUCAUUUCCUGUGAAUUCCUCCUGCAUAGGAAAGCAUUUUAAAUCCAGCGUGGGAAUGACGUACUCUAGAAAUAGUAUACAAAAAAAAUUGGAUUUCAUGAACAUGUUAAGGAUUAAAACUUAAACCAAUCAUUAGAUAAUACCUUAACUGUAGUUUAAAUGCCAUUUUACAUGCAGGAAUGAAAGAAACGUUGGCAUUGAAUGUAGAAAGAGUUGUUGGAUGUAAACCGAACGUUUGCAGAAUUGGCCAGUGUUGACGUUCUCUGGCGUUCGGGUUGCAUCAACCUGUUACCACAUUUUGAGGACAAUUUACAUCAGUAAGCAGAGUGCUCCUUUGUGCACAUACACAUGGAGUGAUGUAGAUUUAUAAUUUGUAAUGAUAUGAAUAAGUGCUGUACUGCAUGGUUAACCUUUACAGCUGUUAUCAGGAAGAGGCAUGCAGAGUAAAUGAUUGUUAGAUAGUAUAAUAAUCAUAUGUUUUGCUUUUAUGACGUCCACGCAGCUUUAAACGAGUCGACUGCUCGGUCAUACGGUCCAUAACAUCACCAUGUGCCCUGCCCUCUCUCUGUAACCUCUCUUGUACAUUCAAAUGAAGUUUGCAAAUCAUUUCUCGCUAAUGUUGAUAUUUUCUUUUUUCAGAUGACAAGUAUUAAACUACAAUGUUUUCUGUAGAUCCUUUCAACCUCUGAAUGCUACCCCGUUACAGAUGUAUAUAACUUAUAUUAUCACAAAGAUCAAUGGCUUUUCUACAAGAGGAAAGGCCACAGCUAAGUGAUCUGUGGUUAUUUUAUACAUGUAUUGCCUUACUGUGAUUGCCACUCUUUCCUACUGUAUGUGAACGCCAAUAAAUAUUCAACUUUUCUAAAUUUGAA
Molecule: messenger RNA, 2837 nt
Organism: Sebastes umbrosus (honeycomb rockfish)
Lineage: Eukaryota; Metazoa; Chordata; Actinopteri; Perciformes; Sebastidae
Gene: taz
Product: tafazzin
Exons: 11
Coding region: 173-961 (262 amino acids)
Biological process (GO): cardiolipin acyl-chain remodeling; inner mitochondrial membrane organization
Cellular component (GO): mitochondrial membrane
Molecular function (GO): 1-acylglycerophosphocholine O-acyltransferase activity
Source: RefSeq, a predicted model, not a curated record